Molecule: messenger RNA, 1116 nt
Organism: Anopheles moucheti
Lineage: Eukaryota; Metazoa; Arthropoda; Insecta; Diptera; Culicidae
Exons: 3
Coding region: 19-1116 (365 amino acids)
Source: RefSeq, a predicted model, not a curated record
GAUUUGCACGUUGUCAGCAUGGACAGCACACCGGUCGGCAAACCCGGCGAAUACUUGGCCAGCCAGCUGUUCCGUCUCACCGUCCAGUGCCAGGGAACGAAGCUGGAUGGUGCGAAUGGUUGCAAAAAGUUGGUUGUUAAAAUACAACCGGACAAAGGCAUUGUAGCCGACACGAUGGACUCAAGCUUGUUCAAAACGGAGCUUAAAAUGUACGGCGAAUUCUUGCCCAAGAUGGAACGCAUGCUGGCCGAAAACGAACGGCCGGUACUGCUGCCCAAAUGCAUCCACGUGAGCGCAGUUCCCCAGCCAAUCGUCAUACUGGAAGAUCUCGCGCCGGCCGGUUGGAAGGGACACGAUCUGAUCGAAAGUUUCGAGGAAGCGAAACCGGUCACUACCGCCAUCGCACGGUUUCAUGCGGCUUCAUUCUAUCUUAGCAAAAACAAAACUGAUUUUGAAAGCUUCCAAACGGACCUCUUCGAGAAGAAGCAUCCGGUGCUCGAGUGGAUGUUCGGUAAAAACCUGAAGGCGUUCAAUGAGGCCCUGCGCACAUGGCAGGGUUGCGAGCGGUUUGUUGAGCCGUUCGAGCGCGCCUUUGCCGAUUAUGCCGAUCGGCUGCACAACAUCUACAGCUGCAAAACGUCGGGCCGCCUGUACAAUGUGCUCAACCAUGGCGAUUUCCAUGCGAAAAAUCUACUCCAUCAGUUUAACGACGAGAAUGGUAUCGUGGAGUCGCGGUUCCUGGAUUUUCAGGCCUGCUGCUGGUCGACACCGGCGAUCGAUCUGUACUACCUGUUGAACAACAUCGUGCACUACAAGGUGAAGGCAGCGCACAAGGAUGAUCUGCUCUCCUUCUAUCAUGCCGAGUUUAGUGCUACGCUGAAAGCGAUCGGAUUUCUGGGAUACAUCCCGACGAUGCUCGAUCUCCAGAUCGAGCUGCUGCGGAACGGAUUUCUCGGUAAGUGGAAGAAGGAAGAAGCGUAUGUAAGUUUACAUAAAAUUCCACCGGAAAAGCUUGCCUCGGGUGAGGUGGGCAACUUGGGGCUGGAGAGCGAAGAGUAUCAAACGCUUAUGAAGUCACUCAUUCCCGGCUACGUGUACAAGGGACUGUUGGAAUAG